This is a messenger RNA of Pteronotus mesoamericanus, 675 nucleotides long. RefSeq names its product peptidyl-prolyl cis-trans isomerase A-like. NCBI's taxonomy places the organism in Eukaryota, Metazoa, Chordata, Mammalia, Chiroptera, Mormoopidae. Gene Ontology annotation, molecular function: peptidyl-prolyl cis-trans isomerase activity. Gene Ontology annotation, cellular component: intracellular membrane-bounded organelle. Gene Ontology annotation, biological process: protein folding; protein peptidyl-prolyl isomerization. The record is from RefSeq and is a predicted model, not a curated record.
AUGUUCAAAGUUUUUAGAAGAGAAAAAGAAUCCCAAAAAGACAAGUGGCCAGAACGGGUCUCUCAGAGUCCGAGUGAUACUCGCUCUGUCUUGCAUGUGGGUAAAACUUUGGGAUAUAGAGAGCAACCAAAAGGGAACCCCAGGUGUAACACAGCUACUGGGAAGGCAACGUGGGAAUAUUUGAGAAGCCCCACUGUGUUCUUCGACAUGGCUGCUGACAGCGAGCCCUUGGGCCGCGCCUCCUUCAAGCCGUUUGCAGACAAAGUUCCAAAGACAGCAGAAAACCUUCAUGCUCUGAGUACUGGGGAGAAAGAAUUUGGUUAUAAAGUUUCCUGCUUUCACAGAAUUAUUCCAGGAUUUAUGUGCCAGGGUGGUGACUUCACACACCACAAUGGCACAGGCAGCAAGUCCAUCUAUGGAGAGAAAUUCAGUUAUGAGAAUUUCAUCCUGAAGCAAGGUCUUGGCAUCUAGUCCAUGGCAAAUGCUGGACCCAACACAAAUGGUUCCCAGUUUCCCAUCGGCACUGCCAAGACUGAGUGGCUGGAUGACAAGCAUGUGGUGUUCGGCCAGGUGAAAGAUGGUAUGGAUGUUAUGACAGCCAUGGAGGGCUAUGGGUCCAGGAAUUGCAAGACCAGCAAGAAGAUCACCAUUAAUGACUGUGGACAACUCUCAUAA